CGUUGGCGGCGUAGUUAGGUUUGGGACGGCAACGCCAUUUUUUGGGCGUGUGGACUGCGUCGCAGGCAGCCUCCUUCGACUAUAAAUCGAGAGGGCCUCUGAUGGAUCUCCCACCAUCCUCAGCCGGGAAGAGAGAGCAUAACAGAGAUACAGAAACAUGGCUGGGGCACAAGCAGUUUCUGCGGUUGGGCUUGUUCUGAUGGCAACUGGCCUUCUCCAAUGCUUGGCGGUGGCUGCUGCCACCAGCCAUACCGUUGGGGGCAGUUCUGGAUGGAGGAUACCUCCCAACGCCACCUUUUACCCCGACUGGGCCGCCUCGCAGACGUUUGCCGUCGGCGACAGUUUAGUGUUCGACUUCACGACCGGCACCCACGACGUACUGGAAGUGGCGAAAUCAGAUUACGAAUCCUGCUCCACAACCAAUCCCAUCGGAUCCACCAUAACAACCGGCCCCGCCACUGUUACCAUCACCAGUGCAGGGGAGCAUUACUAUAUCUGUGGCUUCACGGGACACUGUGGUGCGGGCCAGAAGUUAUCCAUCACCGUCGCUUCGUCGCCUUCCACUACCAGCCCUCCUCCCACUUCGACCGGUAGCAAUGGUCCCACGGCAUCGGUGACACCCGGUUCUGAUUCAGCAGCAUCUUUGCUUCCGUCCGGUGUCAAGGCUACGGUGGCCUUGUUGCUUCUCUUCUCCCUCGCCUUAUUGCGUUAAAUAGCUUCUUAUUUUUCUUGUUUUUGCUUUCUUAUCAUUAUUAGUGUCGUUAUGAUUAUCGUCGAGGCGAUUUGUUGUGUGAUUUUGCAAUAAAAUUCCCAUUGGUCUUUCGUUCA
Musa acuminata AAA Group (dessert banana) is the source of this 828-nucleotide messenger RNA. RefSeq names its product stellacyanin-like. The record is from RefSeq and is a predicted model, not a curated record. Bases 158 to 712 code for a protein of 184 amino acids. Lineage: Eukaryota; Viridiplantae; Streptophyta; Magnoliopsida; Zingiberales; Musaceae. The transcript is spliced from 2 exons. Gene Ontology annotation, cellular component: plasma membrane. Gene Ontology annotation, molecular function: electron transfer activity.